Molecule: messenger RNA, 2040 nt
Organism: Notodromas monacha
Lineage: Eukaryota; Metazoa; Arthropoda; Ostracoda; Podocopida; Cyprididae
Source: the annotation of a GenBank genome assembly
AUGGCGAUUUUGAAUUUUUGUGUUCUUCUUGUCGUGAUAUGUUUUGCUUCUGGAUCGAGUUCUUUGAAAACAGAACAAGUUCAACUCACUAGUCUCAAGUUUGCGGCGGAUAUCUAUUCGCAAUUGCUGGAGAAAAACACACAGGGAAAUGUAUUGUUUUCCCCAUUGAGUAUUUCGUUGGCAUUAACGAUGCUGAACGAAGGUGCUCGAGCGAAUUCUACGUCGCAACUUCGCUCAGCCUUGGGUCUCGGAUUAGACGAUGAGAAAAUUCGCAGGGCGUUCAAAUCUGUCGUUGAUAAAAUCGAGGUUAGGAAAGGAAGCGUCUCGCUGGAUAUCGCUGCAAAACUUUACUUCAGCAACUCAUCGGGCUUCGCCAUACAAGACUCGUUCAAACGAACGUUGACAAAUGAUUACGACUCAGAUGUCGAAAGUUUGAAUUUUAAUUCUUCGGAAGAUGCCAGAAGCCACAUCAACCAUUGGAUCGAACAGAGAACUCACGGAAAAAUCAAAGAUCUUCUGCCGAACGGGUCUAUUAAUUCAAACACGAAGAUAGUCCUAGCGAAUGCUGUUCACUUUAAGGGAAGUUGGGAGCAGCCGUUUGAUAAAUCGCAUACAGAAAAGCAAGACUUCCACAUUUCUCCGAAUAAAAUCAUACAAGUGGACAUGAUGAGGCUGUUCGACGGACUUUUCCUCACUAUGGAGAAUGAGGAUGUUUAUGCUGUCGACAUACCUUAUCAGGGAGAGGAAUUCUGGAUGACGGUGAUUGUGCCAAAGAAACGAUACGGAUUGAAAGACAUUGAAAAAACCCUCAAUGAAACCAUUCUUCACGAAUAUUUAUGGGGUGGCCGAAGCAGAGAAAGAUUGCGCCUGAAAGUGCCGAAAUUUCAAAUCGUCUCGUCAUUCGGACUCAGAAAAAUCUUGGAAGAAAUGGGAAUAAAAGACGUCUUCAAUCCUCAUGCGGCAAAUUUGAGCGGGAUUUCUGACAAACAGCUCUUUGUUGAUGAAGGAUAUCACAAGGCUUUCAUCAGAGUCGAUGAAGAUGGUUCUGAAGCUGCUGCUGCGACUGGAGGUGUUUUGCACUUGUAUUCUUUGCCCGCUGAAAUGGCAGUGGACCAGCCAUUUUUCUUGGCGAUCAAGCAUAUUGGCGUAAUGGAUCCAAUAUUUUUCGGUCGUGUGGGUGACCCAACAGAAGCAGAGACUUGAAACAUGAACUACUUCAGUCAGUACAGGAAUAUUUAGCCAAAUUCUUUCGUACCUGAUCUCUCUUCGGGAAUUCAAGAGCACAUUUCUCGACGAAUUACUGAAAAUCGAAAUGUGGGCAUGAGUAUAUCUAAUGUAUCGUGCAUGAUGACGAGCACCGCGGCUUAAUUAUGAGUUUUAUGACACCCAUCCAUGAUGCUUAGCAUUGAAUUUUUCGUUCAAUUAUUGGGUCGGUACGCUGGUUGAAAAUGUGGGUCUCAAAAUUACUCAUGGUGAACCGUGAUAUUUAGCACAGUGUGGGAAUAAUAAUUUUUUUUCGAAUUUUUUGUUGCGGAAGAUAACUUUUCAUUCCAAACCGCUUCAAAAAGUCCGGCGAAAAUCAGAUUAAUUCGCGUCUUCCUUUUUUUUUUCUUUUUUAAUCCGGAGCGAAUGGAUGAAUGAUUUGACAGAUUCGCAGCAGUGGAACUAGUUCAAUGAAAGCAUCCCUUUGUGAACUCUUCCCCGUUUCUGUUCCGGAAAGAGAGCAUGAUUUAUCGUAUCUACACUGCAGGUACUGAGCAGAAAGAUACGCUGGUGGAAAAACUUUCGGCAUCGCGUCUCAGUGCGAACUAUUUGUGAUCUCACUCAGCUUCUGGUGAAAGCAUGUUAAAAUAUUUUGAUUCCUCCGCCAGCUAAGACUGCGUCAAGGUUUUGAAAAGGUUUCCGUUUCUGAAUAUUUUCGUCUCCUAUACAGUACUACAGUUUCAUUUAUUGGCACGAUUUCUGUCGAAUAUCGUCGUUAUUAUGAUUCGUUUUUACGCAGUAAAUAAAAAGGUGAAUUGUUACUUCACGCUUCAAUAA